Molecule: messenger RNA, 2182 nt
Organism: Scutellospora calospora
Lineage: Eukaryota; Fungi; Glomeromycota; Glomeromycetes; Diversisporales; Gigasporaceae
Source: the annotation of a GenBank genome assembly
AUGACGUAUUUUCAGAAUAAUGCAACAACUGACUGGCGGCUUCUUCUCAGCGAAGACGAAAGAAAGCAUAAUGUUGGUAGGCUUUAUAAAGGCUUAGAGCUCCUUAAUCGACCAAAUGUUUAUGCCCAACAAAGAUUCCACGCAUCGAAACAGUGGGAAAAUGAAUCUUACAAUAAUGCAAAUUCUAAGGACGAAUACAACCAACUGAUUGGAGCAAAGUUACGGGAUUUAACUAAUGAAAUACAACGAACCGCUCAAUUACGGCAACAACAGGCACAAAGGAGCACUGCGCCAUCGCAACAAUCUCAAGUCACUCAACAACAAGCGCAACAAGCACAAACUUUGCAACAACGACAACAGCAACACAUGUAUCAACAAUUAUUACAACAAAAUCCCGCUUUACAACAACAAAAUCAAAUUCAAAGGAUGCAACAGAUACAGAGAUCUCAGCAACAGCAACAACAGUUGCAAGCAACACCUCAACAAAUUGCAUCAGUACAAGCGAACAAUUUUAUUCGACCAGUAGCUCAGAUUCCAUCUUCACCAAAAUCCACCCAACCAGGGGGAGCUCAUCGUCCGAAUCUUUUACAACAGCAACAACUUAUGAUUAACUUGGGAUUUUCUCCUGACACGCAGUUAUCACCGGAAGUAAUGAAUAAACUUGGUGUUUAUAUGAGAAUGCAACAAGCUGCUCAACAGCAACAAGAUAAUAUGAAAGUUAACCAACAAGCUGUCGCUGGUAAUUCAAUAAAAUUGUCCAAUAAUGGUACGAUUCAAUCUCCUGUUAAUCAGAUGAAAGGACAAGCACCGUCUCAGAGUCCUGGAACUAUGUUUAUGAUGUCAAAUUCGGGACCUCCUAUAGCUAAUUCUCAUGGAAAUACACCUAAUCAAUCUCCUGCGAUCGUAAAUGCAUCUCCAGUACCGAUUCCAAAUAAAACAACACCUAAUUUAUCACCUAAUGCCGUUUCUAAUAAAAUGGCAGCAAGUUUAGGACAACUCAAACUACCUCAAAACAAGAUUGCAAGUCCGGCUGCUAACGUUGCACCUAACCCUGGAAUGAAAGUUUCAUCAGGUGUCGACAUUAAUACAAUUCAAAAUCUUGGAUUAAUGCCAGGUUUUCAAGGAGCUAUUACAACUAAUGGACGCCCAAAUGUAAUUACUGCUAAUGCUAAUACGAUUAUGUUAACCAAUAACAAUAAUCCCGCUAAUCAAGCUUCUAGUGGAGCAAAUGCAGCAGCGAUUUUGGCAGCUCAAAAUGCCAUGUUUGCAAAUGCAAGGCCUCCAAUGAACGCAGUUAGACCUAAACAUCCAAUUAUGCGUCCGAUGCUUCCUAUAAACAAUUCUACAGCACAAUCUGGGCAACUAGCAACUUUAUCCGAGAAGGAUGAGAAAGAAGCAUUAGCUAUGAUAAGUCAAAUAGAUAGUAAAACUAGAGAAAAAAGUAUUCAAUAUCACGAAAUUGACCUAUCAGAAGAUGAUAAAAGACAAAUAAUGAUAAAGUUAACAGAAUUGACUCCGAUGUACGAAAAGGUUGAUGAGGUAUUACCCUACUUUUGGCAUUAUACAAGAUCAAGUCAAGGGACAUCUCGUUUGUUACAUAUGAAAUACAUGAUAAAGGAUCAAUUAAAUGCAUUAAAAACUUCAAGAAGAUUUUUACUUAAAUUGGACCUUGUUGAAAAUUUAUUACAACAAUUCCGAAAAUAUUUUGUUUUCGUGGACAGUCGUAGAAGAGGUAUUGAAGAUACUUCAGGGUUACUUCCGAACCCACCCGUUCCUCCACAACAACCUCAACCUCAAAAUGUGAUUAGACCACCUAUUGACUUGAAGCUUCCAAUGCAGCCAAGAACCGGAGUCCAAGGUACAUCCAGUAACUCAUCAAUUCCACCAAGAAAACGACCAUCUGAACAAGAGGCACCGCAAUCAAAUAAGAAGCCGCAACAUAAUAAUGUUUUUAACCGACCUCCGUCAAUUAAUUCCAACCCUAUUGUAAUUCCGGACGAUACAAAACAAAUUACUUCAGAAAUUCAAGAAAUAAAUAAUUCAGAUAAAAACGGAAUCACUACAGAAGAUUAUCAUGCAGGCUCACAACUACUUGCUAAUAAAUUAAAAAGUAUUUCACCUCCGCGAGUAAUGCGUAGUGGUCCUACAAUGGCACAAAUUGAAUAUUCACCAUAUGAAGAAA